Molecule: messenger RNA, 1433 nt
Organism: Vanessa atalanta (red admiral)
Lineage: Eukaryota; Metazoa; Arthropoda; Insecta; Lepidoptera; Nymphalidae
Product: interleukin enhancer-binding factor 2 homolog
Exons: 9
Coding region: 204-1373 (389 amino acids)
Source: RefSeq, a predicted model, not a curated record
CGAAAUAAUCAAUUUACAGUGAAAGUUAGCGUCUCGUUUUUGUUUUAUCAUUUUCAUUAUACAAGAAACACUCGAAAUUGUUAUUAUAUAGUGUGAAAUAAAAAAAAUACUUAAUGCUGUAGUGUUUUUAAAGUUUGAUCGUAAAGAUAUAAGGAUAAAAAUAUUUAUAUCGAACAAGUGUUCGUAGUUACGAGUUUGUUGCAAUGGUACGAGGUGCCGGUCGCGGAGGCAGAGGGAUGCCAGGUCGAGGUGGAAUGGGCCGUCCACCUUUCAGUAGACCUCGUGUAUUAAUGCUAAGACCCCCUUUUGACCUAAUUCUCGCAGAACCCGCCUUUCCUAGAUGCAAACCUGCACCAGACGAUUCCGCUUUGACACAGGCACUUCUCAAAAGACAUACAGAGCUAUGCCCGACACCAACGGAACAGGCCGCUGUGCUGAGUCUCAUCACAAAACUGCAGACUGUACUUGACAACUUGGUUGUGGCACCGGGAGACUUUGCAGCUUGUCAAUUGGAAGAAGUACGUCAAGUCGGCUCAUAUAAGAAAGGCACUAUGAUGGCAGGAAAGAACGUAGCAGAUAUAGUUGUAAUUAUGAAGACUUUACCCACUAAGGAGGCUGUGGAGGGUCUUUCAAAUAAGGUGAACGAGGAGCUGAACAAGCUGAUGCGUGCUGAGGGCCUGUCGCCGGUCACGUGUGCGAGCCACGAGCGCGGGUUCACGGUGACGGCGGCGGCCGCAGUGCGCGUUUUGGUCACCACAUUGCAUCAGAACCUGCGCAAGCUGGAGCCGGAGGUGCAUUUGGACUACAAAGUGAUCAGCAGUCACCUCGCAGCCAUCAGACACAGCCGUUGGUUCGAAGAGAAUGCUCACCAUUCUUCUAUUAAGGUAUUGAUCCGUCUCCUUCGCGACAUGUGCGCGCGUCACGCCGGCCUCGAACCCCUGACCCCCUGGAUGAUAGACCUGCUCGCACACCACUGCAUCAUGAACAAUCCAGCGAGGCAAGCGCUGCCUAUCAAUGUGGCUUUCAGGCGAGCGCUGUCGCUGCUGGCCGGGGGGCUGUUCCUGCCGGGCUGCGCGGGGCUGCCGGACCCCUGCGAGGCGGCGCACUCGCGCGCCCACACCGCGCUGGACCUCGUGGCGCAGGACCACGCCGCCGCCACCGCGCAGACACUGCUGCGCGUGGUCGCUCGCGGAGGUCACCGCUACGUGCUGGGACUGCAGGCCUUCGAGGGCGGCAAGGACAUCUCCACUGAGAUCACGGUGUGGGACGGCGUCGUGGUCUCCCCGCUGGCGCCCGCCUACAGCGACACGCCGGAGCCCAUGGACACCGACGACAAAGAUGAGGAAGGAACGCAAGAUGGUGUAGCCGCAUAGUUUUAGUUCAUAAGGACACAUAUUAUUAAAAAAACCUUUAAUAAAUUUAUAAUUUAAGUA